GUGCGCAGAAGCUACCCUAUAUUGACUUGAAUCAAGAUAAUGGCAGAGUCCAGGUCCCUGGAGUAUAAACCAACAUGGGUGGUUGCAGCGGUCUGUUUUGUCAUUAUUCUUAUAUGUCUUUUCGCUGAACGUGGCCUUAAUCACCUUGGAAAGUGGUUGAGGCGUAACAAACAAGAUGCACUGUUUGAAGCAUUACAAAAACUAAAAGCAGAAUUGAUGCUAUUAGGAUUCAUUUCCCUUCUAUUAAAUGUCUUUCAAGGUCUAAUAAGUCAAAUCUGCAUCCCAACUCACUUGGAAUCUAGUAUGCUUCCAUGCAAGAAGCAUACUGAAAGCAAAAGUCACAAAGAAUUUUCUUCUCUAGCUGUCAAUGGACAUCUCCUCUUUUCUGCAGAUAGUAGUUCAGAGCAUUGUUCACGUGAGGGGAAGGUCCCUUUAUUAUCAACGGAAGCAUUUCAUCAGCUGCACAUUUUAAUCUUUGUAGUGGCAGUUGUCCACGUGGUAUCCUGUGCCAUUAUAUUGGUUCUUGGCGGAGCCAGGAUACGCGAAUGGAAACCUUGGGAAGAGUGGAUUUCUAAAGUAGAAAAGGGUAUAGACACUCAUAACCAUCAUCUUCAAAAGGUACUCGAAAAACAUGCAUGGGGAUAUUGGAGAAAGGCAGCUGUUGUGAGCUGGACCAUGUCAUUUUUUAAACAGUUUCAUAGCCCUGUUACCCUGUCAGAGUACAUAGCACUUCGAGAUGGGUUUAUCAUGACCCAUUGCCCUGACAAUCGUGAAUAUGAUUUUCACAAGUACAUGACAUUGUCACUUGAAAGGGACUUCAGACAUGUUGUUGGCAUAAGCUGGUACCAAUGGCUAUUUGUGGUGGUGUUUUUGACAUUGAAUGUGGAAGGAUGGCACGCGUAUUUCUGGUUAUCAUUUCUACCUGUAGUUCUUCUACUUCUUGUGGGAGCCAAGCUAGAGCACAUAAUAGUUCGUUUAGCUCAAGAUGUUGAUGAAAUGAAGAAGCUGCAGGGGCGGGAAGCAGCACCACCAGUAAAACCUUCCGAUGAAUACUUCUGGUUUAAUCGCCCUCGGAUCGUUCUUCACUUUAUUCACUUUAUUCUAUUUCAGAAUGCCUUUGAGAUUGCAUUCUUCUUCUGGAUCUUGUGGACCUAUGGUUUCCAUUCAUGCAUCAUGGGAAGAAAAGGCUAUAUCAUCACUAGACUCAUAAUGGGUGUAAUUGCUCAAGGUCUAUGCAGUUACAUCACCUUGCCCUUGUAUGCUCUCGUCACAAAGAUGGGAACGUCUUUUGAGCCCGUGCAACUGCAACUGCAAUCAUCUAUUAACAUUUGAAUGAAGAAACAGAAAGGUGACACCGGAAAGAUGGGCUAAUCUGGUGCAAGUGUGAAAGAGAUGAAUAAGCUGGAAAAUGAAUCAUAUUGAAGUGUUCACAUUGGACAGCUAGAAACGAUCAGUGUUGAAGAAACCACUAAAUCAAAAAUAGAUCUGUCGUGUGCAGAUCAAACUAUCCUGGCCCUGCAAUGCUUUAUGGACAGCGGUGUUGCACAAGACUGUUCUUAGGAACAAUAUACACUGGAUUUUUAACUCUAGACAUUAACAAUGGAGGACAGGAUUAGGUUCAGAUAUACAGAAUAAACGAUAACUCAUGUAACAAGCAGAAAAGGAAUAAUAGAUAUUAGCCCAUUUUGUUGAA
This is a messenger RNA of Theobroma cacao (cacao), 1693 nucleotides long. RefSeq names its product MLO-like protein 13. Gene Ontology annotation, biological process: defense response. NCBI's taxonomy places the organism in Eukaryota, Viridiplantae, Streptophyta, Magnoliopsida, Malvales, Malvaceae. The record is from RefSeq and is a predicted model, not a curated record. Gene Ontology annotation, cellular component: membrane.